CUCCCAUCUGCUCUCCCCUUUCCUCUCUCUUUUCCCUUCUCAUCUCUCUUAGCACAUCCUACUCGACAUGGCCACCCGUGGACGUGGACGCGGAGUCAGUACGAACCCUCGAGGCGCCUCCCUCGUUGGUCGCCGCGGUCGCGGAGGUGGUCCCGCUGUUGUGCCACUCGGUGGCUCCGCAUCCCUGAACGGCAAGGCCGGCCGUCCUGUCAACAUCAAUCCCCAUGUUACGACAGUCGGCGUCAAGCGUCCCAACUUUGGCACCGCUGGACGGUCAUUGGAGGUCUUCGCCAACUCGUUCGAAACUUCGUUGCCGGAGGGUAUCAUCCAUCAUUAUGACGGUGUGAUACAUCCCGACGAGAAGACCCUGCCUGCGAAGCUCAACAUGCGCCUCAUCGAAUUCCUUCAGAAGAACGUCGCUCUUGGGAUGUUUACCCCACCUGCCGUAUACGACGGGCGCAAGAACCUGUUCGCCAUUCGCGCGCUGCCGUUCCCAGGAGGGGCGGAGUCGCAUGAUUUCAGCUUCACAUUCGGUGAUGACACUGGUCAUCCGCCGAAAGACUUCACCGUAUGGUUGACGAAGGUCGCGGAGAUCAACCCCGAGACAUUGCGCCGUUUCAUCGUCGGCAAACAGAGCCAUGAUAAUCACGUCCUCACUGCUAUCACGGCUCUGAACGUCGUCGUUCGCAUGCAACCUAGCUUGACCUAUCCGUGCAACACUCGGUCGUUCUUCACCCCUCAUGAGGUCUCCGCCAUCGGGGGCGGCAUCGAACUGUGGCGCGGGUACUUCCAAAGCGUCCGUCCCGGCAUCGAACGGUGCUUCAUAAACGUCGACAUCAGCACCGGUGCUAUGUUCCGCGGCGGAUCCCUCAUCGAGCUCGCCCUCGACGUCCUUGGCCGCCGCCCGAACGACAUCACGGUCCUCUCCCCCAAGAACGGCCUCCCGAUCCGCGAGGUCAUUCGCCUGCAGCGGCAGAUCGCCGGCGUGCGCGUCACAACGGGCGUCCCAGGCGCGCCGCCGAAGACGCGGACCGUGAAGAAACUAACGACGAGCGGGGCGUCGCAGCUGAUGUUCUUGAAGGACAAGCAGCGAAUCUCGGUCGCCCAACACUUCCAGUCCCUCGGGAUAAAGUUGAAGUACCCAGAUCUCAUAUGCGCGGAGGUUGGCAAUGGCGCCCUUAUUCCGCUCGAGUUGUGCCGUGUCCCGCCUGGACAAUUGAUGCGCAAGCAAGUCCCGGCGGACAAGACGGACAAAGUUGUCGAGUUUGCGACGCAGCCGCCCCAGCAACGGAUGCGUGCGAUUCAAGAUGGCCGUGCAGUGCUGGCAUACGGCCAGUCAGAGUACGUUCGGGCCUUCGGCCUGAACGUCAACACGGAGCAAGGCCUUGUCAAGGUCAACGCCCGGGUCCUUACCCCACCCAAGCUCCAGUAUGGUAAGGGCUCGAAGCAGGCAACGAUCCAACCCAAGGACGGCGCGUGGAACAUGAUCGACAAGAAGUUCUACGUCGCGCAGACUAUCACGCAAUGGGUGAUCGUCAAUUUCGAGGGUCGCUUCAACGACAACUUGAUGGAGGAGCUCAUCGCCGGUUUCGUGGGCGCGUGUCGCGAGGUCGGGAUGGAUAUACCGAGUCGGCCCAUCCACAAAGUACCCAGGGCAAAUGGGCAAGCUAGCAUCAGCAAGCAGCUCGACGAUGCCCGCGAACAGUGCCAGAAAGCUAAAGGGGUCAAUCCCACCCUGAUCAUUGUCGUCCUGCCGGAAAACGGCAACGACAUGUACACGGAGGUCAAGUUCUGGGGUGAUAUCCAGAACGGUAUACCCACACAGUGCUUGAAGGCCAAGAAGUGCACUCGGGCGAAGCCGCAGUACUACGCGAAUGUUUGCCUUAAGGUUAACGUGAAGAUAGGCGGCAUCAACACGAUUCCCGAGGCCUCGUCUGUGCCCGUGCUGAUGGAUCCGCAUUACCCGACUGUAAUCCUCGGCGCCGAUGUCGUUCAUCCGGCACCCGGUACUGAAGGCCGACCAUCAUUUACCUCCGUUGUUGGCAACGUCGACUCCCAUAAUGCGAAGUACAUCGCGACUGCUCGUGUACAGACUGGACGCCAGGAGAUUAUCGAGGGCCUGGGGGACAUGGCAAAGCACAUCCUCGAAAUGUACAAGGACUACCGUACAAUUAAGGAGGAGAAGUCGCCGGGUGCAGCGGCACCUAAGCGCAUCAUCUUCUUCCGCGACGGUGUUUCCGAGGGCCAGUUCAAGGCUGUGCUGGAGCAGGAGCUACCUCUGCUGAAAAAAGCCUGCAAGGAGCUGGGAAUCGACGCGAAGAUCACGAUGAUCAUCGUGGCCAAGCGCCACCACCAGCGCUUCUUCCCUAAGGACCAGCGGGAUGGUGACCGCCGCUCUGGCAACUGCCCUGCUGGCACCGUCAUCGACUCGGACAUCGCGCACCCCACCGAGUUCGACUUCUACCUGCAGUCGCACGGCGGCCUGCUCGGCACUUCUCGCCCUGCGCACUACUCUGUUCUCUACGACGAGAACAACUUCACCGCUGACAGCCUGCAGUCGCUGUCGUUUGCGCUGUGCCACUUGUACGCGCGCAGCACUCGCAGCGUGUCGAUCCCGGCGCCGGUCUACUAUGCCGACAUCGUGUGCGCGAGGGCCAAGACGCACUACGACCCGGCUCAGAGGGUCGACUCUUCUGAGUCCGCAGGCGACAGCGAGGAACAGCCAGCGUCACUUGAUGCCUUCAAGCGCGACUUCAGGGCGCUUCACGCGGCACAAGCGCGUCGUAUGUACUUCUCGUAAUUCGCGCCGCUUUACUGUAUUUCUAUGCUCCUGCAAAUCUCGCCAUAUCUGUCUCGCUGUACAAUUAUUGAUUAUCCUAGCACGAGUGCCAUGGAAAUAUCAUUCUAUCAAUAUCGAUAUCCUUGACGCGCUUG
This is a messenger RNA of Schizophyllum commune H4-8, 2934 nucleotides long. RefSeq names its product Piwi-domain-containing protein. Bases 68 to 2800 code for a protein of 910 amino acids. The record is from RefSeq and is a predicted model, not a curated record. Gene Ontology annotation, molecular function: RNA binding; protein binding. Lineage: Eukaryota; Fungi; Basidiomycota; Agaricomycetes; Agaricales; Schizophyllaceae. The transcript is spliced from 17 exons.